GCAAUUUUCAGAAGCUUCAUAGAUCGAAAUGCAGUAGCUACAGUGCUACUACAUCUGGGGUGCAUCACUGUUCAAAACCCGAAAUUUGGGUAGGGAUAUGGAGUAUGGUGGGGUUUUCAGGAUCGUUGGGGAUGCCCUUAGCUUACGAAUAUUUUCGGUUGAAGAUCAAGUUUUUGUUUGCCUAAUUCUAGAAAAUUGAGGGUUUUCACGAUAGGACAUGACAAAUGCUUGCCAUUUCAACUUAUUUAAGGCUAUAGGUUUGGCAAGAGGAGCAUCAGUGCGACAAUCACUAAGUUCUUGUGGCACUACUGUGUAUUUGUCUAAGUGCUCGAUAAGAAAGAUUCACAUGGAAGGCAGUAAAAAGAGUGAUUCAAGGGGUGCAUUAAUUGUUCUAGAAGGUCUGGAUCGUUGUGGAAAGACCUCACAGUGCAGUAGAUUGCUAUCUUCCCUGGAAAAGUCAGGCCAUGCAGUUGAAUCAUGGAGAUUUCCUGAUAGAAACACGGGUGUUGGAAAAAUGAUAUCAUCUUAUUUAGCCAACGAUUCUCAUUUGGAUGAUCGUGCAAUCCAUCUACUCUUCAGUGCAAAUCGCUGGGAGAAGAGAUCACUGAUGGAGUCAAAGCUGAGGAGUGGAACCACACUUAUUGUUGAUCGUUAUUCUUUUUCUGGGGUUGCUUUCUCAUCUGCCAAAGGACUUGAUAUGGAGUGGUGCAAGGCUCCAGAGAUAGGAUUGCUAGCUCCAGACCUAGUUGUAUACCUUGAAAUAUCACCAGAGCAAGCUGCUGAAAGAGGAGGCUAUGGAGGUGAGAGGUAUGAGAAGCUCGAGUUUCAGAAAAGAGUGGCUGAAUCAUACAAGACACUACGUGAUGCCACAUGGAAGGUUCAAUGCUGUCUCCUUCAUCGUAGAUAAUCGAUGCUACCCUCCCAAUCGAAGAUGUUGAGAAACAACUGAGAGAGAUUGUUAUGGAAUGUGUACUGACAUGCGGAGAAGGGAAGCCUCUCUCAGAGCUGUGGCCAAAAUAGAUGCUUAUGCAGUUUUGUGGAGUUGAAUUUAUAUACUCCUAACAUAUAGGUUUGGAUUUUGGCUUGAAUGUAUGAUUACUUGAUAUCACUCUGUUUUAAUUAUAAGAACAAUGAUGGCUUUACUCUA
This is a messenger RNA of Salvia splendens (bonfire salvia), 1147 nucleotides long. Its product is annotated as thymidylate kinase. Gene Ontology annotation, cellular component: cytosol; nucleus; cytoplasm. Gene Ontology annotation, molecular function: dTMP kinase activity; ATP binding; nucleoside diphosphate kinase activity. Gene Ontology annotation, biological process: dUDP biosynthetic process; dTTP biosynthetic process; dTDP biosynthetic process. Lineage: Eukaryota; Viridiplantae; Streptophyta; Magnoliopsida; Lamiales; Lamiaceae. The coding region runs from base 218 to 907 and encodes 229 amino acids. The record is from RefSeq and is a predicted model, not a curated record. The transcript has 7 exons.